GUAAUAAUCUUACCCGUCAGUCUGAGGCCGUGGUUCGUUGGGUAAAGUUGUGUUUCGUUUGUGCUCCGGAGGAUUUCGAGUUUUUGAAGCCAUUGGGACAGUUCAUAUCUACCUACGGCUAACGGUUGCCGCAUAGCUCCAAGGCUUUUCGAGCGCUCCAGACGAGUGUACCACGGAUUAAGACAGUGAAAGCUUAUUUAUUGCCCAAUUGUUACGUUUAAUAAUUUGAUUGACAAUAAAGUGUACUUACGGGAGUCCAAUGGACCAAGGUGUCGCUUGGAGAUUACUUGCCGAUAUGUUGUGAUUUAUGAUGAUCCUGUAAACUGGAAAACAAAUUGUGCUAGAAGAACAAUGAUGGUGAAGAUGGAAAGUGAAUUAUAGUAAUUAUUAGAAAACGUUGUAGCUGAUUGGAUUAACCUGAAGUGACGAAUUAUUAGUGAUAAACCGUGAGAAUAUCUGAAUCGAUCAAAAAUGGUGUCCUACUACAAUCACUUUGCUAUGUACCCGAAGAACCAUAGCGGCAAUCUGCCGUAUUCUGCAUCAGCGGGAUGGUAUCCGGGAAACUACCAGCAUCAACCGCCGCAUCCGCAGUUCAUCGGCGACGGAGAGUCCUCCCCCCAGCCCAUGUAUUACCCACAUCCCCACGUAUUCCACCAGUCCAGUCCGGACUGGAGCGGGCACGAAAAUUUCUCCACGCCGCCCCAAACGACGCUGCUUCCCCAUGGGGCAAGUUCCGGAGGUCUGCAUCUGGGACAAACGACACCGGGCGCCAACAACAACAAUAACAACAACGCCGGUGAACACUGUCCCGAUGCCCUGCACAGCAUACCGUCGCCGCCGAUUACCGUUUCCGGUAGCGAUAUGUCCAGCCCGGGAGCCCCGAACGGAUCGUCCUCGCCGCAGAUUGCCUCCCGACCGACGCCGGUGAAAAGCCCCUUCGAGUGGAUGAAGAAGCAGUCGUACCAGUCACAGCCCAAUCCAGGUGGCCACUAUCUGCAACAUGUUACAACGAUAUUCAACAAUCGAUCGCUGAUGGCGUCCGCCGACAGCGGAUACGACCAUUUUCGCUACCCGUCCUCUCUGGUGGGUCGAAACUGUGGCGACGAAGUUGACCGGGACGGCAGUCAUUCGCCUCCGGUCAACAUGGCGCAUUUCAGCAGCCGGAAAAUGGCAGGAGGCGAUGGGAUGACGGGCGGUUCAACGCAAGGCGGCAUGAUACGAGGGAAAACCCGCACAAAGGACAAAUACCGGGUCGUGUACACCGACCAGCAGCGGCUCGAGCUGGAAAAAGAGUUCCACUACACCCGGUACAUCACCAUUCGGCGAAAGUCCGAGCUAGCCCAAUCGCUGCAGCUGUCCGAGCGGCAGGUCAAGAUCUGGUUCCAGAAUCGUCGCGCCAAGGACCGCAAGCAGAAGAAGAAGGCCGAAAACGGUCCGGUGUCGCUGAACGGCCAAUCCCUGGUAGUGGCCCACUCGCAGCACAACGGUGCCCAGUCCAUGUCCAGCCUACUGGUGGACACCAAGCCGAAACUCGAACCGUCGCUUCAUCUGUCCCACUUGCACCAGAUGAGCGCCAUGAGCAUGGGAAUGAGUUCCAUGGGACUGCACCAUGCCCACCACGCCCUGCACCCACAUCUUGGAGUGCCCUCGUCUCAGCAUCUAAAUCAGGGCCCCGGCCCGCAGGUUCCCCCGGGCUCCUUAAGCAUAAUGUGAUGUGGUUCGUUCGAGUAACUUAUUUCUUUGGUUUAUAUAGAUUCUAGCGUGAGCUAGUCUCGUAAAUUAUCGAUCGUGUAGCCUCGGCUUGAACAUUUAUUUGGUAGGAAAUGAGAUGAUGCCUAAUUGUAGCUAGAAUCGACGGGUAAAAUGAUUUUCUUUGGAUGGGUUCAAUAAAAGCGCAUACCCUAGAAGCAUUUCUCAUUUUUGUAUUAUUUUUCAAAGUUGCAGAGCUGCUAGGCCAUGGAAAUGGAUGAAAAUGCCUUAUUAGAGUCGAAAACACGCAAUCAUCAAGUCACUUUGAACUAGAAAAAUUUUAGUCACGAAACAGUCUGAAUAUUUCAUUCCAUCCCUCGAGGAGGGAGCACCGAAUGCUUUUUAUGAAUAAUUUAUGAAGCAACACGCCCGGUCCCAAAUUGCGUUCAUGUGCCUAGAGAAUCCACCAAACACUCCAAACAUGUUUUCCGCUGAACCCCAUGAAUACCGUUGAGUUGUAGUGAAUUUUAGGGACAGUCCAACCUCGAGAUUGAUUCCAAACCAAAUUGUAAUAACAGAACAGUGUUUGAAGUUUUGAUAGCCCCAACAAGUGGGAAGAAUAUAAAAACAACUAAGUGCAAUGUAAAAAAUGAUAUAUACUUUUAAUAAACCUAAAUGUAGCAAAUAAGAAUUGUUAGUUUUUUUUUUCAUAAAGGCCACGAGUUUAGCGAAUAAGUACGAAACAAAGAUGGUAACAAUCUUUGAAUGAUUAGGGGAGUAAAAUCUAUGUAAAAAGGAUACUGCAGCAUAUGCUAGCUUUACACUGCGCUACUUAACUAGAUUGAUUGCCUGCUAAGUAUUAAACAACGAACGAUACCUUUAAGGAGUCACAGAACGGAUUUAACACAACAGACACAAACCUAAAAUUAACGCAACCCUUCUUAGCCUGCAUACACAAAACCUCUAGCCAGAGCUAUAUUUCUGUAAAUAUCAACCGCUUAUUCCCGUUCACCUCCACAUUAUGUGUACACCCUCAAAUCAGUAUUAUCUUAUUGUUUUUCCAUUUUGCGUUUUCGCUAGGGCACUGUGUGAGAGCCUUUUCGCUAUGUCUGAGUGUAGAAAUAGAGGUUUUAAUUGUUCCCGAUGACCCGUGAACCCACGAAGAAGGUGCUAAUUGUUCCACGGAUGGCGGAAUCCGAAAGGAUCAAUUUGCAAUCAAACAAGAUGGAGGGCAAUUAUGCACCUAUUACACUCUAGAAGGCGAAAGAAGACCCGUCGUUGUGCUUUUGUUGUGUUUUGGGUAAUAAACCGGGGGUUUUCCCACGAUUAUUAGCAGGUUGGGGAUUUGUUUGAACGAACAAAAAAAGUGCUAAAACGAGAUUAUGCUACAAUAAGAAUUGUUUUUUUUUAUCAUUUCAAAUGUUGUAAUAAUUUGCUCAGAAAAUCAUAUGCAGUCGUUCUUAACGGUAAUUUAGUUAGUAGCCUAUUAUUUAGAUUAUUUCCGGAAUUUUGUUUAUCUAGCGAAGAAAGAACACUUAAUUAUUAUAAGUGACACUGAAAUAAAGGAAUCAUGCUUAACAUA
This is a messenger RNA of Aedes aegypti (yellow fever mosquito), 3271 nucleotides long. RefSeq names its product homeotic protein caudal (gene cad). The record is from RefSeq and is a predicted model, not a curated record. The transcript has 3 exons. Gene Ontology annotation, cellular component: nucleus. Lineage: Eukaryota; Metazoa; Arthropoda; Insecta; Diptera; Culicidae. The coding region runs from base 472 to 1713 and encodes 413 amino acids. Gene Ontology annotation, molecular function: DNA-binding transcription factor activity, RNA polymerase II-specific; RNA polymerase II transcription regulatory region sequence-specific DNA binding. Gene Ontology annotation, biological process: anterior/posterior axis specification; regulation of transcription by RNA polymerase II; embryo development.